AUGAACUUCAUGUUCAGUGAUAUUGAAUUUAAGAUAAAGUUUCAGCAGCUCAUAGAUAAUCAGAUUAUACACAAAGAACAGGAAGAUGUGCUGGUUCUAGUUGACGAUACCUUCAUUCGUCUUCCUAAAGACCUGUUGUCCUUCACCAGUUUUGUAGGGGAUUACGAGAGAGAUUCUGUUCAGUGCAGAUUAUUGAAGCUGGAAAUGAACAUUGUUUUCCUCAAGGCAUUCAAGUAUCUAUCGAUGUUUUCUUUUGUGUUAAAUGAGAGAUUUUCACUUUUACACUUGAAAGUAAUAAGAACUCGCAAGUUUUGGGGGUUUGUGUGUAAAUCAUGUUACAAUAUGAAGCUUUAUAUAUAUCACAAACGCUUUAAAGCUCUGCAAGAGAUCGUAGUAUUUACAGAACGUAAGUGA
Clunio marinus is the source of this 414-nucleotide messenger RNA. NCBI's taxonomy places the organism in Eukaryota, Metazoa, Arthropoda, Insecta, Diptera, Chironomidae. The record is from the annotation of a GenBank genome assembly.